UAAAUAUAUAUAUAUUUUUUUUAGGAAUUAUACCAAGGGCCAAAACUGGAAUUGUACAGUGUCUCUCUGUGCCGUAUAAGUGCUUACCUUAAGAUUUCAAUACAAGCCGUUAUUUUCCAGACUGUCUACCUAUUUCAUGCGACAGCCAAGGAAUCCUUCUGCUUGUCAUUGCCCUGGGACAUAGUUCUUAUGCACUAGUGCUCAGGUCCCUAUGGAGGUUACACCGGCAGCUGCCUAGGAUAGAGACCAUCUAUGGAGUCGCAAAGUUUCAGGUGCUGUGUACAAAAGAUCUCUCUGUAUGUGCACAAGCAUUAAGGUUUAAAGGGCUUCUGUCAUCAGCUAGGCUGCUGGCAGUCUCCAAGCUUCCUGCGUUCCCACCCAAGAGACGGGAGUCCAGGGGGUCUCCAAGCCCGCUACUCGUUUCUGGUCUCCAGAAGGCAAGGAGGACCAGAGGUUCCUAAAGCCUCUGGAUCCCGCCAGCUUUCGGGUUACCAGUCGUCCUGUCGUGUCAACAGGAACACACUGAGCGGCUACUUCCUCGCAGGACGGAACAUGGCCUGGUGGCCGAUUGGCGCCUCUCUCUUUGCCAGUAGUGAAGGCUCCGGGCUGUUUAUCGGGCUGGCGGGCACUGGGGCGGCAGGUGGCAUCGCGGUGGCUGGAUUUGAAUGGAAUGCCACCUACAUUUUACUGGCCCUGGCUUGGAUCUUCGUCCCAGUUUACAUCUCCUCGGGGAUUGUCACCAUGCCGGAGUACCUGCAGAGAAGAUUCGGGGGAGAAAGGAUCCAGGUGUACCUGUCCGCCCUCUCCUUGCUCCUGUCUGUCUUUACUAAGAUUUCUACGGACCUAUAUUCUGGAGCGCUCUUUGUUCAGGUGUGUCUCGGCUGGAACCUCUACCUGUCCACGGUACUGAUGCUGGUGGUGACGGCAAUGUACACCAUCGCAGGAGGCCUGGCUGCUGUCAUCUACACGGAUGCUCUACAGACGGUGAUCAUGAUUGUGGGGGCCGUGAUCCUGACUAUCACAGCGUUCAAUAAAAUUGGAGGCUACCAAAAUCUGGAAAAGGCGUAUGCAGCGGCCAUACCAUCCCUGGUUGUCCCGAAUGCCACCUGUCACCUCCCGCGCUCCGACGCCAUGCAUCUUUUCCGUGAUCCGAUCAGUGGUGAUCUACCUUGGCCAGGGAUGACCUUUGGGUUAACCAUCCUGGCCGCCUGGUACUGGUGCACCGAUCAGGUCAUCGUACAGAGGUCGCUCUCAGCCAAGAAUCUGAGCCACGCUAAAGCCGGGUCUAUCCUCGCCAGUUAUCUGAAAAUGUUACCCAUGAUCUUUAUCAUCAUGCCAGGAAUGAUCAGCCGGGCUCUUUACCCAGAUGCCGUUGGGUGUGUUGUUCCUGAGGAGUGUGUCAAGGUUUGUGGAGCUGAAGUUGGCUGCUCUAAUAUUGCCUACCCAAAGCUGGUGAUUGAACUAAUGCCUAGUGGUCUUCGUGGUCUGAUGAUCGCAGUCAUGAUGGCGGCUCUCAUGUCUUCCUUGACCUCAAUAUUUAACAGCAGCAGCACUCUCUUCACGAUGGACAUCUGGAGGAAAAUCAGAAAGAACGCCAAUGAGAAGGAGCUUCUUCUGGUGGGAAGGAUAGUGACUGUGGUCCUUGUGAUAAUCAGCGUGGUCUGGAUUCCCAUCCUACAGAAUGCCAACAGCGGGCAGCUCUAUGUAUACAUCCAGUCUGUCACCAGCUACUUGGCACCCCCAGUCACAGCCGUGUUUGGCUUGGCGAUAUUUUGGAAGAGAGCCAACGAGCAGGGAGCAUUCUGGGGUCUUAUGAUCGGCCUGGUGGUCGGAUUAGCUCGGAUGAUUAUGGAGUUUGUGUAUCCCAUCCCCCGCUGCGGAGUCCACGAUGAGCGGCCGUCCAUUCUGAAGGACGUUCAUUACCUGCACUUCGCCAUCAUUUUAUGUGCAUUGACGGUGGGAAUAGUAGUCGGGAUAAGUCUAUUAACAGAGCCGCCCCUCAAGUCUCAGGUUAAAAACCUCACAUGGUGGACAAUCCCCCGGGGAAGAAGCCCACCCGAGAUCACACUCAGGAAAGUUUCCACCCGAAGCCAUUCGUCCCCAGGAGAGAAUGAAGUCCCAGCCAAUUGUUCCCCGCGAGGCCGGACCUGGAGCAGUAUGCUGUGCAAACCCCCCACAGAACCGGUGGACUCUUCCACCCAGCUCCAGCAAAGAAGCAUUAAGGAGGAUCCAUUCUGGGCGCGGGUAUGCUGCGUCAACGCCAUCAUUCUCAUGUGCGUCAACAUUUUCCUCUAUGCAUACUUUGCCUGAAGACCAACAGGAGCAGGAAACAUUGUGUAAACAUUACCCACAUGAGUGUCCUUUAAAUUAACUAUUUCACUGUCAGCCGUCAGUACAUGGUAAAGGUUCAUGUCGGUCCACUUACUGCCAGCCUGUGCCAUGGUUCCGUUUUUUACUGGACUCUACACUGUACCUGUAUGUAUGUCAGAAUAUGGCUUCCUGCCCCGGUAACCUCACACCGCAUGACCCAUGCUUUUUACACAGAAGUCAAGAUGGCGGAGCACCAAGGCUAAAGAGGCCGCUGACAUUCCUGAGAUUGUGUGCAGUCAUAAAGUGCGAUUACUGAAUAAAAGGUGUUAUUAAU
Bufo gargarizans (Asiatic toad) is the source of this 2644-nucleotide messenger RNA. It is a transcript of the gene SLC5A10, whose product is annotated as solute carrier family 5 member 10. Gene Ontology annotation, biological process: transmembrane transport. The record is from RefSeq and is a predicted model, not a curated record. Gene Ontology annotation, molecular function: D-glucose:sodium symporter activity. Gene Ontology annotation, cellular component: plasma membrane. NCBI's taxonomy places the organism in Eukaryota, Metazoa, Chordata, Amphibia, Anura, Bufonidae. Bases 553 to 2310 code for a protein of 585 amino acids. The transcript has 18 exons.